Molecule: messenger RNA, 432 nt
Organism: Protopolystoma xenopodis
Lineage: Eukaryota; Metazoa; Platyhelminthes; Monogenea; Polystomatidea; Polystomatidae
Source: the annotation of a GenBank genome assembly
AUGGGUGCAACCAGCAUAUGCCCGAAAGUAGUAUGCAUAAUACGGCUUCUACAGCAUAAAGCCCAGACACAGCUGGACCUGCCCUAUUUCAUCGUUAAUGCGCAGGUUCGCCUACAUGCACGUAGGCAAAGUUGGCUGUUUUCGUGGAAACCGCAGAUUUCCCAGGUUGCAGAGGCGAUAUUACGACCGCUGACCCGAGGUUAUGUCAUCCCAAAGCGUGGGGGAUUGCACAAACUAUUACCGAAGAGUGGUAAGCAGGAGGAUGAUAACACCCGGUCAGUCGGUUUGUGUUGCUUUAACCCGUCGGACGAAUGGACAUCUCCCAGUAACGCCUUGACGAUAUUAUCGCCAAGUCGAUGUUUGCGAAGACCCUUGGAAUACGGUCAUAGGUUAUGCAAACGUUUUAUCCACGAGAGCGAACUCGCCCGGUAA